UUUUCCCAUCAGUUUAUUUACUGUGUGCACUGGAGCUAAACGUGACUUCAUUGCCUGAAAUUGCUUGCUCCACAUCUUUUUGCCCAAAGUACCAUCUCAUAAGUCCCUCAGGAGAGAGGGUCCAACGUGAGAGGGACAACUAUCCAGCUUUUCUUUGAGAUUUUCCACCAAACAAAAAUCGAAUUUUCCGGAAGAUUUUGUCUCUUCCAGAAAAAAAAGCUGUGUUAAUUUUUUUCUUGAUUGAUGUGGGAUUGUGCAGAAAUUUUGUGAUAAUCGUGCAUUUGAUCCUGGAAAAGUGCUACCAAUUCUUCCCAUCUGAACUUUAAAUUCCCCAAAUGUAAAGAGGAGAGUCUGGAAAAGUCAUACUGAUUUUUUUGUGGUUCGGAGCGCAACAAGAGAUAGAGGAAUCGAUUUUUUCGCCGAAUUUUUCAUUCAGUGCCAAAUGUAAGAAGGUGAAAAGUUGGAAAGUCCAUAAAGAAAGAGAAUCGAAGCAUAUUUUGCAGAAAAAAACUUCGCUUUUCUGGACCAUAAAUAGCCCAGAGAGAAAGAGGGAAUCAUGAGUGAGACAUUUCCAGCUCUGUUGGAGCUGAAUGUAGGUGGUGUGCACUAUUCCACAAGCCUGAAAACCCUGCGAGCAGAUGAGGAUUCGCGUCUGGCGGAAAUAUUCACAGGAAGUGCUGGAGAUGUAGAGAAGGAUGCCAAGGGUCGGUACUUUUUGGAUCGCGAUGGGGUUCUCUUUCGCUAUAUCCUGGACUAUUUGCGAGAUGGGACCCUGACACUUCCGGACGGAUUCCGGGAGAAUGAUCGGCUCCGACAAGAGGCUGAGCACUUCCGACUCAGUGGGCUCCUGAAAUGCCUGUCGGGCCUCUCAGAAGCCCGACCAUCGGGCUGCAUCACCGUCGGCUACCGCGGGAGCUUUCAAUUUGGCAAGGAUGGAUUGGCUGAUGUGAAAUUCCGAAAACUCUCCCGUAUCCUCGUGUGCGGACGUGUAGCCCUAUGCCGAGAUGUUUUCGGGGAUACUCUCAAUGAAUCCCGAGAUCCUGACCACGGAGGUCCAGAUCGCUAUACGUCGCGCUUCUUCCUCAAACACUGCUUCAUCGAGCAGGCAUUCGACAUGCUCCAGGACCAGGGAUUCCGCCUUGCGGGUAGCUGUGGCUCAGGAACAGCCGGAGCUGCCACUGAACUCAAACCCGGAGUGGACGUAGAGGAGAAUCGAUGGAAUCACUACAAUGAGUUUGUGUUUAUCCGUGACUAAAGUGAACUAAAGUGAUUUGCAAGGGAGAAAAAAUCGUCUCCAAGCAAUACAGUUGGGUGUCUAAAAUACUACAGCAGAGAUUUUUUGGUAUUUUCUGCAUUCAGCUGAUUGUUCUUCCUACGGGAAUGUACAUUUCUUUCCCACCUUUCUCACAACUCUAAACUCUGUGAUUCCUACUCGAUUUUCUAAAUUCAUCCUGUAAAACAUUUCCUUACCCUCCCUGAAAAAUUCCGAAAAAACUUCCGAAUUUACGAAAACAAUCCAACAAACAAAAAUGAAUUUAUCGCACUAUGGAGACCAUUGCAACUUUCUCUUUUCCUCUAUAAUUAUUUUCAAAAAUUAAAAAAAUUAAAUUCGAAGACACAAACCCCUUGAAUGUAAUUGUGAUAAAAAAGACACCACUUUUAGAAGAUGAAAAAAUAUUGUCUACUAGAAAGGAGUUGUAAGGAAACUCAUUUAAAGGGCAUUUUAGUAGAAGUAUCAAAAAGUUAAGGGCUAAGCACAAGUAAUAUUUGAGCAAGUUCAAUGACGUCAAACGAUAAAAACAAAUAUUUCUAACUUAGAAAUGACCAAAGGUUUAAUUCAAAGAAAUAUAGAGAUCAAUCCAUGAAGACUGGAAUACAAUAAGUUGAUAGGGAUUUUACUUCUGAGGAAAAAUCAUAAUAAAACACAAAUUAUAUUUAUUGCAAUCCGCUUUGCUUUUUCCUUUCUUAAAGUGUCUCGGCUAGAAAAGUAACUUCAACUCUAUUGGCUCUUUUAAACGUGGAUAUUUCGAAAUUCACCGCACAAGGCACUCUACUAACAAAUUUCUGAAAAGCUUCCCCAUUACUGUUUAAUUUCGAAAUACUUUUUAAUUUCGAAAAUGAGUAGGGCGAGGUUGGGCUUCUUUGAGCAAAAAAAAAGCCAAGCCUUGAAAUUAAUUCAAGUCCACAAUUGUUUUGUACAACAAAAUUACAUUACGUUGAAGCACAGUUUCCUUUAGAAAUAUUCGAAAAGAUCGUAUAGCAAUGCAACAACAUAGCUCUGUCCCAUUAUUUAAUCACUCCAUAAUCACUGAGUAAUUUUUUUGCUAGGUUUAUAGUGCAAUAUUUCAUAAAUGUUCCCCACCUCGAUCGAAAAUUCAUUAUGAAAAUUCGAAAUUGAAUUUGAAUUUUUCGAACAUCGACUUUUUGUGCAAAUAGAGUUACGUUUAGCUUUUAUCGAAAAACACUAUUGGAGAAACAAAAUCUAUUUGCACCCAUUAUGAAGCUUGGGACUGGGCAAAGCAUGAGAAACAUUGAGAAACUCAUCGGUUUAAAAUUUCGAACUUCCAGUAGGUUUUUAGGUUAGUUCUCUCUGAUACCUUCGAAUCGUUAUAGAAGAAACCUCAACCGGAGAGAAAUUUUAAAUUAGGAACGUAGGGAUUCUGGAUAUUUGAAUUCUAAGCACUUUUAGAGAUGUACAUUAAAAUCUUCAACUGAAUUUGUGAUAAGUUUUUCUGCAAAACUUACCAACAGUAAGCUAAUUAUUGUGAAUCGUACAGAUCUUUUAACGAUGAAGCCAUUCAAAGUUCAUUUAGAUCGGGAUAUUUCGAAAUCCACUUUCUAACAGUUUAUUAGAAUCCCUACAAGUGUACAAUACAUUCCAAAGAAGAUAUUUCGAAUCAAAAUACCAUCGUUUAAUUUGUUCGUCUGUGGAGAUUUCGUUUGCCGAAAUAUAGGCAAUUGAAGCCCAAUAGCGGUUUUUAUUUCGAAAGGAGAAUUUCGAAACAAAAUGUCCCUGAUAUAAAGACGCAUUAAUAAGAUAAAAAGUCUUUUAAGUUUGAAAAUUUAAAUUUAAUUUGAUUUUAGACAGAAUAUUUGCACUAGAGAAGCUUUGAAAAUCGAACAAGAAAGUGUGUAUACAUUAUUUUCGAAUUUUGAUAACAGAUUCCUAAUGAUAUUUUAACCGAUGAAAUGCCACGUGUAAGGGAGUUCUAGAAUUUUUGUAGCAAUGUCACCCUUAAGUUCGAAAUCUGACAAUGCCAAUCGAGCUCUUUUUCUUAUAUCACAUGAGUUCGAAAAUGCAUUUACAUGAUUUUUUAAUGAAAUCUAUAUGCUUAGUGAUAUUUUGCAAAUACAAUCGGUCUUCGUUGAUUUUUUUUCAUAAAAUUCACUGUCAUUUGAAUUAACAAAAAAGACAAAUACGUGACUUCUGAGAAUGUGACAUGGAAAUAUCACGGUUACAGAAUCACUUUUCCGAAAAAGCUCUCCUGAGAUUCGAAAGCAAUUUGUCAAAUGGCGUUGUAGAAUGUUACGUAUUGCCCUUCUGGGAGUCCAUUAACAAAAGAAAAUUCUAUGAAGAAAAAACAGAAUAUAUUGGAAUUUUUUAAAUUAUCAAAAUAAAAAAUUUCAAGGAAUUGUCUGGAGAAAAACUUUAAAUAAGAAAAAUCGAGAAAUUUUAAAAGUUUCAAAUGGGAGUUGAAUCCUAGCCCUGUGUAUCAAAAGACCAAUGAUUUGUAUAGGGUAAGAUGGGGUAAUUUGGAAUCAUGUCUAAUUUGGAACACUGAACAAAAAAGUACUCUUGAACGUAAAGUAUUGUACUUUUUUGUGGUUUUCUUUUUCUCUUUGACCAUUUGAAACAGGGAGAAAAUUUUAAAAUUUCAGAAUAGAUAUGAUUCUAAAUUACCCCAUCUUGCCCUACCUAGUGUCAUAUAUAUAUUUUUAAUAACAAAUUUUGAUAUUUAAAAAAGGAAACCUAUACUUAGUUUAAAAAAUAUUUUAAAAAAUAUAUAAAAUAAAUUAAAAUACUGGUUAUUAUUUUUCUAAAAACGAUAGAACACUGAAAAAUCAAAAUAACCGCUUUGACGUCAUUUCUUGCAAAAUACUUGUGCGCAGUCCAUGAGAAAAUUUUUCAAUAUAUAUUGUGUAAAUAUUUAAUGAAGAAAAAUUAAUUCAUGUAAUUUUUAACACUCCUGUAUAUUAGUUUAGCCAACCUGCCACAACUCCUUGGCAGGGUCGAAGUUUCGAGGGAAAAUUUAUGGUUGAUCGAAGAGACGGGUAUAAUUGAGUUAAUUAUCACCCUUCUGAGUAACUACUUCGAAAGUUCAUCUGAACUUGUAUUGUACCUUUUUGACAGAGAAUUAUUUUCGCUAGAAAUGUUCCGCAUGAAUUUUUUGAUUUAUCAAAUGGGAAAAGUUUAAUAGACAAUGUCAUAAAAAAAUCUCAAAGUAUUUAAAAUGAUAGAUAAAAUAAAACUGAUAGAACAAAAUUAAAAAAAAAAACGAAAAUCAACAAGUAAUGUAACUAAAUCAUAUAAGAUUAGUGAUUAAAACUCAUAAGAACGAUCAAAUGUUUUCUGGAAUUGCAUUGUGGAAGGAAGGUACUGAAACUUCUUUAAAAAUAAAAAAAAGGAAAGUGGAACAAAUACUUUUCCAUAUGACAGAAUCUCCUUGAUCUUUCAAAAUAGAAGCAGAAACUUUUAAAAGAAGGCAUUAUGCAAGAAAUUCUAGUUAAUUUUUGAGUGGAUUAAUCCAUAAAUGUAAAAGAAUAAAAAAAAUCCAAUCCAAAAUAUAAAAAAAAUGUGGGAUAUUGUAGUUAAAAACAGAAAAUUCAACAAUAAAAUGAUUAUAAAUGAGAAUAAUUGAUAGAUUAAACAGCA
This is a messenger RNA of Phlebotomus papatasi, 4873 nucleotides long. It is a transcript of the gene Ktl, whose product is annotated as BTB/POZ domain-containing protein KCTD12. Gene Ontology annotation, biological process: protein homooligomerization. NCBI's taxonomy places the organism in Eukaryota, Metazoa, Arthropoda, Insecta, Diptera, Psychodidae. The transcript has a single exon. The record is from RefSeq and is a predicted model, not a curated record. Bases 557 to 1255 code for a protein of 232 amino acids.